AUGCUGCACGCACUCAGUCACUCACGGCUCCUGCGCUCCCCUUCCCCUCGCGUGUGUGGCGUGCCCACUGCACUGCAUGCAGGCCCGUGGCGGACAGCCCUGCAGCGCUGGCGCGCGCGCGCUGUACCGCAAGAUGGUGUGCUCUCAGCGCGGGGGCUCGUGCUUCGAGAAAUGGCGAGGGAGUCCUUCGAGAACGCCACGUGCUGCUCGUCGCUCGCAGCAUAUCACCAUAUCACCAUCUCCCAUUGCCUCACUUUCACCGUCCUGCCUCACUCACCUCUCCCGCACGCCAGCUUGCAACACUCCUUCCCACUUGCACCGACGCACCUCGUCCUGUUCAGCCACGCCACAGCGCAGGGCCUUCCAACGUGCUGUUGGCGUGGGUGCUCCGCCACCACCUCGCCUGCCAGGUCGACCUGCUGCCCGCCCUCUCCUGCCACAUCGCCACACUCGCCCCGCCACCACCACUCCCCUCCGUCCUCCUCCCGGCGCUCCUCUCGUCAACCACAUGUACCGGCUGCUACUUUGAAUGCUGCCUCCCCUGCAGCGGCGCCAUCGCCGGACCAUGCGGCUGCCUGCGUGGCUCGCCUCUCAUCUCCUGCUGACUCAGCGCAGCAGCCUGUCCAGUCAGCUAGUGCAGCUGCCUCACCAGCAGUGCAGAGCUGGCAGAUCAUGUACGACGUGAGUGAGCCAUCUCACUCGGUGACUUGGCUCUUCCUAUCCCGUACUGUCCUGCACGCCGCUCCUUCCCCUCGCCUCCCAUCUCCAUUCAUUACACACGUCCCUUCAUUCCCUGCUGUGAUGUGCCACUCCCACUCCCACCCUUCUCUCUCCUCACCCAAGCGUUUCCCCUCCAUGCACCUCUCAAUUCCCACCACUCCUGUCCCCCCGCAGCACCAGGACGCGGGGGUGUACCGCAUAUCCCCCAUGCCCCCCGCCCUACCCGCCAGUCACCUGCCAGUGCAGCCCCUUGGGUGCGUGGACGAGGGUGCGGGGGCUUGUCGGCAUGGCGCCUGCAUGCACAGCAGAGAGCCUGGAGAUGCCAGUAGCAGCAGUAGCAGCAGCGGACAGGGGCAGGGAGGGAUGGAGGGCAGUAGAGAGAGGCGUGCAGGGGUGGGCAGUGGAGCACAUAGAGGCAGGAAUGGAUGGGCGCAUGGCUGA
Molecule: messenger RNA, 1161 nt
Organism: Closterium sp. Naga37s-1
Lineage: Eukaryota; Viridiplantae; Streptophyta; Zygnematophyceae; Desmidiales; Closteriaceae
Source: the annotation of a GenBank genome assembly